Orbicella faveolata is the source of this 4507-nucleotide messenger RNA. RefSeq lists its product as uncharacterized. Gene Ontology annotation, cellular component: nucleus. Lineage: Eukaryota; Metazoa; Cnidaria; Anthozoa; Scleractinia; Merulinidae. The record is from RefSeq and is a predicted model, not a curated record. Gene Ontology annotation, biological process: regulation of gene expression.
GUAGAAAGCACUUGCUCUAUUUUUUUCCCAUGGCUACCCUUGCACGAUUUUUUUUUCGGCAGUAUUUUUCUGUGUAGGAAUUUUUUCAGUUGGAAAUUGUCCAUUCCCUCACCCCCACCCCCCAAAAAAAUAAUGGUCCGCCCCUAAUACGACAGACAACGCUUCGCUGCAUUUUCCCCUGAGUACACUGAUACCAUAGUAUCACAUUGUCCCUCAGUGUAUAUAUCGCUUAUCGUGCUUGAUGGACUUCAUGGCAUCCACAUGCCCCGAGACAUUUUAUAGCUGGGACGGGAUAAAAUAUUGAAGCAGCGAAAGUUUUCAAGAACAGGGCUUUUCAUUUCAAAAAGUUGUCCAGAGUAGACCGUCAGAGUAGCCUCCCAUUCCCUAUUUUCCAAUUGCUCAUAAUUCACUCUGUCUGCGCCCAAAUUUUGCAUAAACUAUUGUUGUGAAAUGCUUUUGGGAAUUUGCACACCUCCCAAGAGGGUAUUUCACAACAAUAGUUUACGCAAAAUUUGGGGGGAAGACAGAGUGAAUUAUUAGCAAUUUGGAAGAUAGAGAAUGCAGACAUGGCGUUUUUGUAUCAUUCAGUGAGGUGCAUUUUUUUCCUUCCUUUUCAUUGGCGGUGUGGGGCAAGGAACGCGGGCUCACAACGGACUAACUGGUUACUUUCCAUUGCAGCGUGGCGAAAAGCAUACUGGGUAUUGGGGAUGCCAUUGGGGAUUCAGCGAUCACGUGACAGUAAUUACCCGAGACACCUUGCGUUAUAAAACUUGCCUUCACUUCGGGUCGCCAGGAGGCACCGACAUUGACGUACGAUCGAGUAAUUACAUCACUGGCAAGCAAUUCCUUCUUUUAAAAUGUGGUCCUUUCCCUUAUUCGUAAAGAAAAAAGUAUUUUCACUUAACCUUCUUUAUUAGGAGAUAGGAGAUGGUGAAAACGUGGCGUGGUUUUUUCUACGGACGAGAAACUUGAAACAACAAGACAAGCGCGCAGAGGAGAUUCCCCGGUUUCAGGAAAAGAAUGACAGACAAAAAGGACAAGCCAAGUAUACCAGCUUAUGACAUGAACUCAAUGAAUGCAGGGAUGUUUGGACUUGCUAUUCCAAUGCCAUUCCCAGUUUUUGCUCCUCAAGUGAUGCCCAUGAGGAUGAUGCCUCCACUCUGGCCACCCAACAAUGCUUUUAUGCAGCAGUAUAUGGAGGCAAUAAGUGCAGGAAUGGCGCAAGCAAUGGGCCAGUCAACUGUAACAGGAAAAGAGCAAAGUGGUAAUUCAAAAACAGCAUUGUCAAACAGAGAUGGGACAUCUAUGGGGUCUUGUUCAACAUCUCUUUCAUCCUCAGGUUUGGACAACGCAAGUAAUCACAUUGACACAAAUCAGUUGCUAACAGACUAUGGUAAACGACAAGGCAAUAAUUUGCCGCAGUUUCCAAACACGCCUCUCUUACUUCCUUUUGGCGGUUUUUUUCCAUUUGGAUCAUACUUGCCCUACUUCAAUCAGGAUGCGGCAGUUAGUGGUUUUGCCAGCAAGCAGGGUACAGAGAGUGAAACAUAUACUGUGGAGAAAACUUUCACCGAGGAUUUAAAAAAUAACAGUCCACUGGAAAGCAUGGAAGCUAGUAGAGAACCACUGCAACUUGAUCAUGGAGACGAACAACAAGAGCAGUCACCAGUUACAUCAAUUAAGCUGUCUGAAGAAAACACAGAGUCAGUAUCUGUCCAAAACAGUUGCUCUGUUGACAUCAGUGAUAAUAAUUCUGAAGAAAUGGAUGUCGCACAAAUUCUUAUCAAUUUCAUGCCUGUCCCAGUUAUAAGUGGUGAGAAGCAAGGUGCUGGUGAUUCUUCAGACAAAAGUGCAGCUGUAAGCAGUCAUUCUGUUAUUAAAGAGAAUGUUUACCUUUCUGCUAGCAAUCCAGCUGUUGUUGAGGAUGCUUUGCCUGUUAGUGAAACUGUUGUCAAGAGUGCUUCUCCUAGUAGAAGGACAUCUGCUGAAAGUUUGGCUAAAACUGUGCCAACUUCUGCAAAAACUCUUUCACCUAGCUGCGAAGCUGUCAUAAAAGAUGUUUCUCCCAGUAGUGUUGCUGUUGCAAAGGAUUUAACAGGAAAGCUGACAAAAGAAGAUUGCAAACCUCAACAGAAUGUCAGCAAGCCACAAAAUGAUCUUGUGAUUCAAUGCAAUAAUAAUAAUUAUAUUGAUUAUAAUGAUGUGGAAAUGACUGAGAAUUUAGGACAAAAACAUGGUGUUGAGCUUACCGCCCCUGUGACCUCAAGUUCUAUGGUACUCCCAUUAAGUUUACAGCAGCCUAAAGAAACACAGGAAUGCCAAUCAAGUGUGAUUACUUAUGUUAAGAAUGAAUCUAAGGGUAAUGCUUCAAUUCGCUCAAAUGAAUGUACAGAAAACAACUCUGUCGAGCUUGUAGCUCUGGCACCAAAAUCAUUGGAGUAUCAACAAGGAACUUCUUCUGAUGAUGAAAUGGCUAUUCCAACGGUAGACGACCUUCUCAAAGGAGAUGUGGGAAGUGACAAGUCGACUUACAAGUGUGAAGUGUGUGCUCAGUUAUUUCGCAGUUCUCUUGGCCUUCAGAAACAUUUAGAGUUCCACACUGAUGAUGGUCAGCAUUACACUUGUACGAUCUGUUUCCAGCUUUUUAAGGACCCCAAAACACUUGAAGGCCACAUUGCUCUCCACAUGAGGAAGAGGCCGCACAAGUGUUCAUUCUGUCCUAAGGCUUUUCGUGAUCCUGGCUCUCUUCAGAAGCAUGUUCGUGUCCACACUGGAGAGAAGCCUUAUAAGUGUACAAGUUGUUACCAAUCAUUUGCCGAGUACAGCUCUCUGCGGAAACAUCUCCGUGUUCACACUGGUGAACAACCGUACCGCUGUCAAUAUUGCUCCAAAGCCUUUUCUAUCUCUGGGAAUCUUCAAAGGCAUGUCCUCAUACACACGGGGGAACGGCCAUACAAGUGUAGCUUUUGCCCUAAGGCCUUUAACAAUCCCAGUCAUUUGAGGAGGCAUGUUAAGAACUUGCAUUUUAAAGGUGAAGCAACAACUGGUGUUGUUGAAGACAUGAUAUCUGCAAUUCAAGGUGAAAUCAGUGCUCAGGUGAAAAAGCCUGAGGAACUUAAUUUCCAGGAAGGAAUUCAACCUGUGGAACAUAUUGUGGAACUUUCUUCUUCUUAAGAUUGACUAUGGCAUUGGCACAGUGUUAAAAAAAUUAAAAUAUUUAAUUCACUUUUACCAAUAUUGCACAUUUUGGAAAAAAAUUUAGAACCUUAAUAGAAAACACAAUUUUUGCAUAUUUAUUUUGAUAGAUUUAACUCUUCUAUAAUCCCAGCAAUGCUGUAGUACAGAUCAGACAUGUACUGUUAAUAGCUUGUAUUAAGUGUGAUUCACAAGUCACAACCAUUUUGUGCAACAUUGAUAUAUUAAACAAUAGCACAUGAGGGAACUUUAAUUUAAAUGGUGACAUGCAUGGGUUUCAUCCACAAAUGUAACAGUAAGAAAAAGUCACCUUGUACAGCAUACUAGACAGUGCCUCAUAAGAAUGCAGCUCAUUAGCUUUCACUUGGUCAAACUGGUUAGUCCAUAUUACUUGGUGGUGGCUUUCUUAUGUUCUCACACUAGGGUUUCAAAAAUUAAUUAAAGCUUGCACAGUAUCCUAAACAGUGCCAGUUGAAAGUAUUGUACAGUAGCUUUCACUUGAAUGGCUAUACCCUAAGGUUUAACCCACAAACAUUAAGGUUAGAACCACCUUGUGCAGCAUAAUAAACUCUUGAAAGUACUAUUUAGAAGCUUUUGUUACUUGGAUUUCUUUGAUCUUGACUUUGGGGUGAAGAGUUGAGCCAAAUUUGCUCAGUUUUACGACAAUUACGUGCAUGAUGUUAAUCUUAUCUAAAACAAAAUUCAAGAUCAUAAUUGGUUCCUGUGCACCUAUUUGUCACGUAAUCAGGGUGCAAUCACAUGGGUGUCCAAUUUCAAGAUAUAUCUAUGCCAUCCGCUAGGCAUGUGCAUGUAAACUAUGCAUGCUUUAAUAGCUUCUUAAUGUUUCCUGCAGUUUUUAAACUUAUGGAAAGUGCCACUGACUUUUUCACUCAUAAGAAGUUCUUAAAAGGUUUUUUUAUCUCAAACUUUGUUAUUGCUAAGAUUAAUUUUAAUUAGUAAUUGGACCCCAUGUCAUACAGUUCACUUGAUUACUCACUGAAUUGUACUCUGCUUGGUCCAAUUAGUGUUACUUAAAUAUGUCUGCUAUUUGUUUGACAUGAAAUUAAGUACUUUUAUUUGCUAAGCUGCCUGGCUGGCCAUUGCUUUGUCCUUCCUUUUCAUUUCUUUUUAAAAAUCUCACCUGCAAAGAAUUGCAUACUAUUAUAGGCUUUACUAUUUUAUCUCUACACAUAGCUAUAUAUCUAAGUUAUUAGGAAAUGUUAAAUCCGAUUCUUGAACUUUUCAAUGACUUUGUGUACAUUAAAGUACGCUGCCUGGUUGUUCAAAACAGGAUUAAAUUAAUGUAAAUGUC